Fusarium fujikuroi IMI 58289 is the source of this 804-nucleotide messenger RNA. RefSeq lists its product as uncharacterized. The transcript has 2 exons. The record is from RefSeq and is a predicted model, not a curated record. NCBI's taxonomy places the organism in Eukaryota, Fungi, Ascomycota, Sordariomycetes, Hypocreales, Nectriaceae. The coding region runs from base 1 to 804 and encodes 267 amino acids.
AUGCCUGAACUCACCAGCCUUGAUCACCGGCUCCUCCUGCAAUCCGGUGUCAUCGGCGAUAAGGAUAAUUGGUCCGGUGUAGCCGAUUCGGUGAAACGGAAAAAGAUUCAAAAUCGCAUCAAUCAGCGGUCCCACCGUGCUCGUCAACGGCAGAAACCGUCGCCUUCCGCUCUCGACCCCUCGACAGCCGUGCCCACGCCCGCCCACCUUAAUGUAGCAACCAUCCCGGCCUUGAUCAGCGCUGUCCUGAAUCACGAAAUAGACCUCAAGAUGCUCAUAGACAAAGUCAGCAUACUUCAGUUGCAUUCGUGGGACAAUCAAGCCAUAAUUCGUGUAUUCGAGACGAUUGUGAGCCACGACAGAAGAACUGGGAUGGUCAGGUUUAAUAUGCUCUCCAGCCUAUCUCAGUUCAAUUUUUCUCGUGCGUUAAUUCUGAAUGCAGACGUUUUUGGCCUUUCUGCUGAUCACAUGCACGAUGAUGCCUGCUCACUAUUCGUCGUUGCUGGGCCUUGGCCCGAUAGCAUAAAUCUCAACACGGAGACUUUGCCUCAUGGUCUUCGGCCGACCCGUCUUCAAUAUCGCACAGAGCACCAUCCUUGGAUAGAUCUGCUCCCCGUAGCUCAGCUCCGCAACAACAUACUUGAGCGAAGAGUUGACUCCUAUGACGAGGAGGGUCUAUGUCGUGCCUUUACGGGGCGUGGUCACGGCCAAGGCCCUGGGGUGAUCGUCUGGCGCGAACCGUGGGACCCUAGCGGAUGGGAAGUCACGGCAGAGUUUGGUCGAUCAUGGGGCUGGAUCAUUUAA